Messenger RNA from Candidula unifasciata, 1761 nucleotides. NCBI's taxonomy places the organism in Eukaryota, Metazoa, Mollusca, Gastropoda, Stylommatophora, Geomitridae. The record is from the annotation of a GenBank genome assembly.
AUGAGGUUUAACCGAGCGGUCAAGUUGGUGGCACUGGUGGCCAUCUUGUCCUGUAUGGUGACCAUCUGUCUGUGGUCAACGUGUGGCACCCGGCCUUACAGUGUGGGGGCGGAAGAGAACCAGGCCAAUUUUGUGCUGACCGAGUAUCACAAGAGAGGCACCAACUCCAUCUCCAGCAGUGACCAGGGGCAGGCCGAGCCCCGCCGUGUGGAGGAGUACCAUCAGAUCGACUGCAACAUCAACAGUGAGACCACUAUCAAGUGCCGCAGAGAGGGACCCGAGGUCUAUAUACCGUUCUCCUUCAUCAAGAAAUAUUUUGAGGUAUAUGGUGAAGUAGAAGAAACAGAUGAGUAUGAAAGGCUAGAAUUCCAUCACUCGAACUCAAUUGUGCACCCACCCCGAGCCACCUACAGCCCCGACUCUAUGUUCAUGGCCUUUGACCAUUACAAUGUUGAAGGCAGAGACCGAGUCAAAUGUGUUACUGCAUCUGAAGGUGUGCCAAUCACGGUUCAGUGGAGCAAAGAUGGAUACCACUACCCAAUACAGGUGGCCCAGUACGGGUUGAGCCACCAUGCCAAGCACAUCGUCAGCGGCGACCCAGAUCAGCUGGUCUUGGAAGAUGGGGAGGAGGACAGUCUCGACGGUUGGGUCAUGCCAGAUAAAAAGUCUCAGGUGAAAAUUACAGCAGGUGAUAAAAAUCACAACCGUGUGAUGGAGUUUCUGACCUCAGAUUCUCUGCUGACAAAAGGCAUCACGAUUGCUGCAGACGAAAAAGGUUACAAGACUUUUCUCUUGGAUGUCAGGUUUGUCACCAACGGAAGCAUCACUGUCGUCCUGGAGACGGGAGCUGGUGACAUCAAGAUUCAUUAUGUGUUUAGCAGUGUGGAUAUUUACUUUGACGGAAAGUCAAACAUUUAUUACGGCAUGGGUGAGCGAAGAAGUGAGUGGAUCCACUUGGCUAGAGAUCUGAAAUGUGACCUUCUGAAAGGUCUGCUGAUCAAGCUGAAGAUGGAAACUAUUAAAAAAUCCUACGGGUUGAACCGGGUUGUGGAGAUUCGGUUGCAUGGUCACGGUUGGGUGGAUAACCUGACCAUGUCACAAUCUGUGCACAUGGACCAGUUCUACGAUGCUGCCAACUGGUUGGUGCGACACCAGGAUGAGCGGGGCGGUUGGCCAAUCAUGGUUGCUCGUCACCUGGUUGUCGGUGUUAUGGAGCUGCCGCCUGGUUGGUAUUCUGCAAUGGGUCAAGGCCAGGCCAUGUCUGUUCUCGUCCGUGCUUACCUACAUUCUAAACAAGACAAAUAUUUGCAGGCAGCCAUAAACGCGCUGAGACUCUUCGAAGUCGACAGCUCCCAAGGUGGUGUUCGGGCCAGAUUUUUAGGGAAAUUAGACUGGUAUGAAGAAUACCCUACAACGCCAAGUUCGUUUGUUCUCAACGGUUUCAUCUACUCUCUCCUGGGAUUGUACGACCUUAAACUGACAGCCAAAGGUGAAGGUCAGGCCCAAGCGGAGAGAAUUUACAACUCGGGAAUGAAGUCUUUAAAAACAAUAAUAGGUUUAUACGAUUCAGGAGCCGGGACAUUUUAUGAUUUGCGACACGUGACGACGACGCUGGAGCCCAACCGCGCCCGAUGGGAUUAUCAUACGACACAUAUAAAUCAGCUGCUUCAGCUAAUGAUCAUUGACGACGACGAGAUUUUCAAAACUACGUGCCAGCGUUGGCUGGGCUAUCUGAAGGGCAAGAGGUCAAGACACAACUGA